ACGACACAGCCCAACGGAAUUGGAACCCACGUAUCCAGGCACCCACAUUCCAGAGAAAACCCCCCUGCCCAGCUCAUUUCUGGGCAGAUCCUGAAGGAAGCGCCAUGUUCUGCUGCUGCCUACCGAAGCCCAGAGGAUGCAGGCAGAGGAGAGCUCGCCCGCCAAACACGUCCCCCCACUGGGCAGGUCGUGUCAGGCUUCCCCGACGACUCUGGCCCUUUGGCAAAAAGAAUCAAAAGGCCACGGAUGAACUAGGAAGGAGGCGGGAAGACACGCACUCCUCCCCGACCCCGGAGUCCCCGGUCCUGGGAAGGCCUCCGGUACCUCCCAGAACACUGCCCGCGGUACUCCACUGGACUGCGGUCCUGGACACGGAGCCCACGGAGGCCAAGUCCGAGGCUUCUCCAGUGGAGGAGCUAGACCCACUCCCAACUUCAGCAACUCCGGAGGGGCACAUGGUGUCUGGAGUCACUUCGGCGGGAGACCGGGAGCCCACAAGUGCCGGGGCGCCUGCCCACGAAGAUGCUGAUGCUGUCCGGGGAGAGCUGGCUCCUGCUCCUGCUCCUGCCCCUGCUCCUGCCGCUCCCCCUUCCCCUGCCCCUGCCAGAGCGACUCCCACUUCCCCUGCCCCUGCCUGGGCUCCUGUUCUGGCCCUUGACCCAGAUCCUCCCUUGGUCCCACCCCUUCCCCGACCCCUCCCUGGGCCCCUGUUCCUGCCCCAGACCCAGCUCCUGCCCUUGACCUCGCCCAGGCCAUCACCCCUGCCCUUGCCCCAGCUCCUGCCCCUGCCCCUGCCCCUUCCCCCACCCCUAUCCCUUCGCCUUUCCGUGCCAGGGCCACUGCCCAGGCACCUGCCCCUGCACCGGCCCCAGACCCAGGUCCUAACCCUGUUCCUGCCCUUUCCCUUGCCCCUUCCCGUGCCCCUGCCUGGAAGGCCUCCACUUUCCCUGCCGGUGCCCCUGUUCCUGCCCCAGACCCAGCUCCUGCCCUUGACCCUGCCCCAGUCAUCACCAAGGCACUUGCCUCAGUUCCUGCUCCUACUCCUGCCCCUGCGUCUGCCCCUGCCCCUGUCCUUUCUCUUUUCCCUGCCAGGGCCACUGCCCCUGCACUUGCCCCAGAACCAGGAACACGCCCCCUUCCCCUAG
Mustela erminea (ermine) is the source of this 1145-nucleotide messenger RNA. Its product is annotated as vegetative cell wall protein gp1-like. The coding region runs from base 105 to 1145 and encodes 346 amino acids. The record is from RefSeq and is a predicted model, not a curated record. Lineage: Eukaryota; Metazoa; Chordata; Mammalia; Carnivora; Mustelidae. The transcript is spliced from 4 exons.